This is a messenger RNA of Grosmannia clavigera kw1407, 1059 nucleotides long. Its product is annotated as methyltransferase type 11. Gene Ontology annotation, molecular function: methyltransferase activity. The transcript is spliced from 7 exons. Lineage: Eukaryota; Fungi; Ascomycota; Sordariomycetes; Ophiostomatales; Ophiostomataceae. The record is from RefSeq and is a predicted model, not a curated record. The coding region runs from base 1 to 1059 and encodes 352 amino acids.
AUGUCCACAAGCGUUUCGUCCCCUGCCGCCGUCGUGCCACCGGAGACAGAACCUACGUCUGUACCGGUGGAAGUGGCAGCGGUCCUUCCUGGUGAACACUGGGAUGAAGCCCCGGAUGACUACGAUGACGACUUGGCGGUCAAUGAUGUUCAAUCUUCGACCGCCUCCAUUACCUCGUCGAUCCUGAACUAUAGGACGUUUAAAGGCCGCACGUACCACAGCGAUCGAGGCACUGCUCAGUACUGGGGAUCCAACGAUGGCCGGCAUAGCGACUCUUUAGACAUGUUCUACCAUGCAACCUCCCUCCUCUUGGACGAGAAACUGCAUCUGGCACCCGUUGAAAAUCCAAAGAAAGUGCUGGACAUUGGUACUGGGACGGGCAUCUGGGCAAUCGACUUUGCCGACGCCCACCCUGAGACCAUUGUAAUCGGUACAGAUGUCUCGCCUAUCCAGCCUACAUGGGUGCCGCCUAAUCUUAUCUUCGAGAUCGAGGACUGCACUCAGCCUUGGACCUUUACCCCCGGCAGCUUCGACUUCGUCCACAUGCAGUUCCUGGUCGGCAGCAUCCCGGACUGGUAUGCCUUGUUUCGGGAGGCGUACACCGCUUUAGAGCCUGGAGGCUACCUCGAGAGCUUCGAGUCGUCGCCUUUGACUCACUCUGACGACGGUUCUAUGCCUGCCAACUCGGCGAAUGCACAGUGGGGUCCUAUCUUCUUCCAGGGCGGCGAUAAGAUUGGCCGUACAGCCCGUGUAAUUGAGGACGACAUACAGGUGAAGGCCAUGGAGGCGGCCGGUUUCGUCGACAUACAGGUGACGAACUUCAAGUGCCCUAGCGGUAUCUGGCCCAAAGACAAGCGCCAGCGCGAAAUCGGCGAGUUGAUCAUGUACAGUGUCCUAAAUGACGUGGAAGGUUGGAUUCUAUUCAUGUCCAACACCCUCGGCUGGACACUGGAGCAGAUUAUGGUGUAUACUGCCCACCUGCGCCGCGAAUUCAAAAAGGGCGAAUACCAUUGUUACAUACGGCAACGCGUGGUAUACGGCCGUAAACCAAAGGUGUGA